Molecule: messenger RNA, 4034 nt
Organism: Leucoraja erinaceus (little skate)
Lineage: Eukaryota; Metazoa; Chordata; Chondrichthyes; Rajiformes; Rajidae
Gene: chn2
Product: chimerin 2
Exons: 13
Coding region: 1184-2587 (467 amino acids)
Biological process (GO): positive regulation of GTPase activity; signal transduction; regulation of small GTPase mediated signal transduction
Molecular function (GO): GTPase activator activity
Source: RefSeq, a predicted model, not a curated record
AUAAAUGGGGACAUGGGAGUAAUGGAAUUUUCUUCAAAACGGGUAUAGAAUCAAUGGACUGAAUAGCUCCUUAUCAGUUGUAAAGAAACCGUGAAUUUGGUGUCGUCAAUUUUUUUUGUGGGAAUCCUCAGGAAUCUUUGAUUGAACUCUAAGAACACGUCUGCGCACAUUUUGAGACCUGAUUGCCUUGUUACUUCAUCAAGUUUCCUGGUUUCAUUUUAAUCAGCGGCAAUUCUACAUGGCAUGCAGCCACGUUUAUCCUGCCAGAAUCAAAGUGGAUCCAAGUUCACUUGCAUAUAUUUGCGUUGCAAACAUCGUGAGGCAGUUGUAUUGGCACAAGCACAAUAUCAUUUAACAGACACGGGGCAUUUAAGAAAUUGGCUCGCAGGGAUUUACUGCAGGCUGAGCGAAUGGAAGUGUAUCAAAGCUCACAGCUCCAAUCAGACGCGAGCAGCGGCGGGACAAGGGGCUCAAGUUCGCAGUGAGUCACGGGAGCUGUAGUCCAUGGCUUCAUUGAGUGGACGUGCCGGCCGAGUGCGGGGACCACAGUUCCCAGAAGGUGCCGGGAGGAGGUGGACAGAGUGUCCAGUCGCCUCCUCCGCUUGCAGCCUCCGCUCGGGUUGGCGACAACGUUUUUCGUCUUGGCGUUUUGCACAUGGUAACGUGCGGCCACAAUACCGUCAGACUGUUUUGGAAAUGGCGCAGGCAAUAUUUUGCAAUACCAGCGUUUAAAACAGAACCCAAAAGAACCUCAUGUAUUAAAAUAGCCUCCUGGACUGCGGUGUUUGCGGCUCCUCGGUGUGUGCGUUUUCUUUUCUAUCCUGUCUUUUUUUUUGCUGGAGAUCCUAUUGACUGCUGGAGAUUGGGGAGCACAGUUGAAUCGCCGCUCAAACAGGGAGGCAGCUCUGACACGGGAACUGUGGUGCUCGAUACUUUUAUAUUGCCCGAAUCAUCGAGUUGGAAACAUUUGUAUCGCAGCCUGUGGGUGCUGGAUGGCCAGCGGCUGUCCACACGCACACACGGUCUGCCCCAAGAGGGGGAUUUGACGGAGUAAAGGUAACUAACACUCCGUAUUUGACAGUUCAGGAAGUGGUUUGAAAUGGGCAAUACCGCCACUACAUGUAAAAGACUGCCGAUGUGUCAGCAUUGAAUUCUACAAGAAACAACGGCAGAUACAUCGAGAAUGGCAUCAAGUAACUCGAGUUUAUCUGGUUCAUCAGUUUCUUCAGAUGCUGAAGAAUAUCAACCACCGAUAUGGAAAUCGUACUUGUAUCAAUUACAGCAGGAAGCCCCACGUCCGAAGAGAAUGACUUGUCCACGAGAGGUUGAAAACAGACCAAAGUACUAUGGAAGAGAGUUCCACGGGAUGAUAUCUCGUGAGCAGGCCGAUGAACAGCUUGGUGGAGUCGAGGGAGCUUAUCUCAUCAGAGAGAGUCAACGUCAGCCAGGUAGCAACACAUUGGCUCUGAGAUUUGGAUAUCAGACUUUAAACUACAGAUUAUUCUAUGAUGGAAAGCACUUUGUAGGAGAGAAGCGAUUUGAGUCGAUCCACGAUCUAGUGACUGAUGGCUUGAUAACACUUUACAUAGAAACUAAAGCAUCUGAGUAUAUUUCAAAGAUGACCACAAAUCCCAUCUAUGAGCACAUUGGAUAUGCCACAUUGUUGAGAGAACAAACUUCAAAGAGACUGAUCAAAACAAAGCAUGACAGUAGGAAGGUGUCCUUGGUAAAUGAUGAAAACAGUUCCGUUGAUAAGAUUACCUCACUUGUCAGAAGAGCUGCCUUGAAACAAAAUGAGAACAACUUCAAUUAUGAAAAAGCUCACAAUUUUAAGGUCCAUACAUUCAGAGGUCCUCACUGGUGUGAAUACUGUGCCAACUUUAUGUGGGGCUUGAUCGCUCAGGGAGUGAGAUGUUCAGAUUGUGGCUUGAAUGUACAUAAGCAGUGUUCGAAAUUUGUACCCAAUGACUGUCAGCCUGACCUCAAAAGAAUCAAGAAGGUGUACAGUUGUGACCUGACAACGCUGGUAAAAGCACACAACACACAGAGACCUAUGGUUGUGGACAUGUGCAUUCAGGAGAUCGAAACUCGAGGUUUGAAAUCUGAGGGGCUUUACAGGGUGUCUGGAUUUACUGAGCACAUAGAAGAUGUUAAAAUGUCAUUUGAUCGAGAUGGUGACAAAGCUGACAUCUCUGCCACUAUGUAUGCGGAUGUCAACAUUAUUGCUGGUGCCCUUAAGCUGUAUUUUAGAGAUUUGCCGAUUCCUGUCAUCACUUAUGAUUCUUAUCAUAAAUUCAUUGAAUCUUCUAAAAUUACUAACCCAGAUGACAGGCUGGAGGCGAUUCAUGAAUCUUUAAUGUUACUACCUCCUGCACAUUAUGAAACAUUGCGACAUUUGAUGACUCAUCUGAAAAAGAUCAUUUUACUUGAAAAGGAUAAUUUGAUGAAUGCGGAAAACCUUGGAACUGUUUUUGGGCCAACGUUAAUGCGACCUCCUGAACAAAAUACUCUGGCUACGUUGAAUGAUAUACGAUACCAGAGACUGAUAGUCCAGCUCCUGAUUGAAAAUGAAGAUGUCUUGUUCUGAGAAAUGAAAGCAGUAUGAAGUAAAACCAACACUUUAGUUACUAUUUGUGACUGAGUUGCAGAGGUACAGCUAUAGUCCUUAUAGGUUGGAUGUGUGGACAAAGAAGUCUGUGAUGCUGCAGAUAUAACAUUCCCCGUAGUCUGUUUUUGUUUUAGGAAGCACAUCUUUAAAUAAAAUAAUAGGGAUUGAUUUUCAAACAAAUCCUAUUACUCUAUAUGCUUUUGAACAUCAUUAGGACAGUUAUAUAAGGAAAAGCAAAGCAACAUUAUUGAGCAACUUCCACAAGCUACAGAGUUGUUUUUCAUUGUUCCAUUUAAAAUAUAUAUAUAAUAUAUAUAUAUAUAUAUAUAAAGGUAAAUACGCUCAAUCAGAAAAGCCAGUAAUCAAACUCCACUCCAAAGUUAGCUUGGUGCGAAGAGAGUGUAUUUUUUAUUUGUAAUGAUAUAUUUACCAGUUUUGUAUUUGAAUUAUAUCACAGAAUUUUGAAUUGCACUAAGUGUCUACAAAUUGGUAUAUCAACUAAUUUAUACUGAUACAUUUAGCAAGAUUCAUUAAAUUAAAGAGAUUUGUGCUGCAUAUUACAAAAUAUCAGACUAAUAUACCACAAAUGAUCGAUUUAAAAAAAAAUCUGGAAAAUCUCUGCAUUGCACAUGCUGCAGUAAAGGAUGGCAUUCUAAAAACAUAUUCUUAAUCUGUAAUGAUCAUUUUUCCUCUUCAGCUCAGAGCUCCCUGACUAUUUACUAAGUGCACAGUGAGAACUGGACUAAUUGUUACAUUACUGUAUUUAGGACUGGCGCCUAUUGAUUCACGGAAGGCAUUUAAUUGUGUAUAUGUAUAAAGCUAUACUUAGUUAUCAGUCUGGUAAAAGUAGCAGAAAGUCACCAAAGUUAUAUGUGUAGAAGGAAGGAUCAUCUGUUGUUCUUCCAUUUUAUUGUGAGCGUUUGUUAUGUUCAUGUUAUGAUUCCUAAAUAGACCACAUCAAAAACUGUCAAACAGAAUCUUCAGAGUAAAUUCCCUUGAUCCAUCACUUUGGUUAAAAAUGCUUGUGAAUCAUUUAUAUUUUGCAAUGGCACGUUUAUAUGAGACUGCAACUGUGAUCCCUUGAGGCUGUUAAUUCAUCUUUUGAAACUGGAUAAAUGUUUUCCUGUUGUGUUCUGUGGAUAUAAAUUUAAUGGUUUUCAAAUACAAGUAUUGUUUAUGUAUAAAUCAAAUGCUGCAGUUGUUUAAAAUUCCUUUUUUUAUUCCUUUCUGAGAUGUAAAUUGUGAUUGCUUUGGUGAACUUACCAUAAUCAUUGGUACCUGCAAAUGAAAUGUCUUCCAUUGAAAACCUUGGCUAUUUUAUUUCUCUUCUAGUAAUGUGCAAAAUUGAUACCAGAUUUAUGGUGUAAAUUAAAUAAAUGUAGUGAAAAAAUGUAUUAAAUGUGCCAUUAAAUUCAAAUGCAGAAAA